Molecule: messenger RNA, 1512 nt
Organism: Knipowitschia caucasica
Lineage: Eukaryota; Metazoa; Chordata; Actinopteri; Gobiiformes; Gobiidae
Source: the annotation of a GenBank genome assembly
AUGCUCUGUCUGCACUGGCACAGCUCGGCCUGGCCUGGUACAGCAGAGCACAGUAGCACCUCCGCCAGCCGCCCGGAGCCUGUCAGCAGCUACAUUAAGCCAUUACACAAAGCAACUGGGCCCCCACACCGGCCCUGCACCGGCCCACACCGGCCCACCCCUCACAUCCGCUCAGAUACAUACCAUAAUUACAGCCCCACUUCAUACUCAUCUCCCCUGGCAACAGCAAUCACACAGCCCACAGAGCUCAGUCUAAUUCACGACUCUGGUGGAGGGAAGUUGGCGGCGCAUAUACGCAGCAUUCCCAAACAAGUUGACUGUCGAGAAGAUGUCAGUCGAACUCCGCACCUCCCUGUGAGAAAAGUCACUUUCGCCUGCACCAACAGGACUCCAACAAACAUCCCUGAAAGCUGGAGCGUUCUCGCUGCGAGCUCUGCGAUUGGUUGGCCCGCCAUGAAAGCAAAGGCGCUCUCUCCACAGGCUCAUCUGCUGGAAAGGUUACCUGUGGGACGAGGUACAGCCGUGGCGCCUGAUUGGAGGAGAGAUCAGGCGGCCCGCUGGAUGGGCUUCAGUCGCGGGGGUGGGAGCCAGAGGACGUUCCGGAGAUGGGCUGGUGAGCAGAUGCACGAGACCCAGGUCCAGAUGGAGAGGCCCAAAAGGAGCCCUCAUAUCUGUCAGCCUCUCCACCUCCUCCCUGAGCCCUCUCCACCUCCUCCCUGGGCCCUCUCCACAUCCUUCCUGGGCCUCUCUCUCCACCUCCUCCCUGGGUCCACCUCCUCCAAGGCCCUCUCCAUCUCCUCCUUGGGUCCUUUUCACCUCCUCCUAGUGUCCAACUCCUCCCUCGGCCCUUUCCACCUCCUCCCUGGCCUUUCCUCACCUCCUCCCAGGGCCCUCUCCACCUCCUCCCUGGGUCCAUCUCCUCCAAGGCCCUCUCCAUCUCCUCCCUGGCUCAUUCCUACCUCCUCCCUGGGUCCACCUCCUCCCUAUGUCCACCUUCUCCAAGGCCCUCUCCAUCUCCUCCUGGGUCUUCAUCCUUUCUGGGCCCUCUCCACCUCCUCCCUGGCCUUUCCUCACCUCCUCCCAGGGCCCUCUCUACCUCCUCUCUCGGCCCUCUCCACCUCUUCCUUCUCCGCCUUCUCCCUGGCAGCCUUCUCCGCCUCCUCCCUGGCAGCCUUCUCCACCUCCUCCCUCUCCUCCUCCUCUCCCUCAGACAGGACGAUGACACAGAGCAGGACACAUGAUAAACGCAGAGUGGAAGUGGAACAUAGCAAGACAACAGCUCAGCCUCUUUCACAUGCAGAUGCCAAUGGCGCUGGGGUGUGGAGGCCCUCAAUGCACGGCCUGGCCCCUACAGUGUACUCAACUUUUAACCCCCCCCUCCACACCCCUCCACCCAGGGCCUUUCUCAUGCGGCCCGUUGGGAGCAGAUUGAUGAUAGCGCUACACUUCCUCUGCAGGGAGCGCGACCUCGGCCUGAAUAAUGGCCCACUGUUGAUUAGCCCGUGUCAUUAG